Messenger RNA from Mercurialis annua (annual mercury), 1989 nucleotides. RefSeq lists its product as uncharacterized. Lineage: Eukaryota; Viridiplantae; Streptophyta; Magnoliopsida; Malpighiales; Euphorbiaceae. The transcript is spliced from 2 exons. The record is from RefSeq and is a predicted model, not a curated record. Gene Ontology annotation, molecular function: ribosomal large subunit binding. Bases 318 to 1865 code for a protein of 515 amino acids. Gene Ontology annotation, biological process: ribosomal large subunit export from nucleus. Gene Ontology annotation, cellular component: nucleus; cytoplasm.
AUUUUCUAUUUCUGUUUAAUUUUCUUUUCUGCUAUUGGAUUUUUGAAGUGUUGUUGUAGCAGCAGUAAUUGAUUUUGUUGGUAAUAGUUACUGUUAGUGCUUAAUUUGAAGAUAAUUAAUCUAAUUAAGGAGAUUAGGGUUUAGGAUUUUGAAUAAUUCGAACGUGAAAAUUACAUUAAGGGAACCUCUAUUCUCUUUCCCUAACCUAUUCCAGUUUUCCUAACCCUAAACACAGCAGCGCCGCACGUUCUUCUUCUUCUUCUUCUUCUUCUUCUUCUGAUUUUUGGUCUUGAAGUGUCUGAUUGCUAAAAAAAGCCAUGGCUGAAGAAGCAGGCAUGUUUAUGGUUCGCCAGACCGUAGGAAGUGUGUUAUGCUGUAAAUGUGGCAUUCCGAUGCAGCCCAAUGCUGCUAAUAUGUGUGUUAAGUGUUUACGCUCCGAGAUUGACAUUACGGAAGGUUUGAAGAAGCGUGUCAUCAUUAGACAUUGUGAUGAGUGCGACACCUAUUUGCAGCCGCCUUAUACGAGGAUUAAGGCCCAGUUAGAAUCCAAGGAGCUGCUGGCAUUUUGUAUUAGAACGUUGGACUUGAAGCGUUCUGGUGUGCAUUUAGUUAAUCCAGAGUUUAUUUGGACGGAGCCUCAUUCAAAGAGGAUCAAGCUCAAGUGUACAGUUCGGAAAGAGGUUCUUACUGGUGCAAUUCUCGAGCAGUCGUAUGUUGUUGAGUUUGUUCAGCAGGAAUCUAUGUGUGAUUCUUGUUCAAGAGUUCAGGCUAACCCUGAUCAGUGGGUUGCUUCUGUCCAACUCCGACAGCAUGUUUCUCAUAGACGAACGUUCUUUUACUUGGAGCAAAUGAUCUUGAAGCAUGAUGCUGCUGCCCGUGCAAUUAAGAUUAAGCAGAUGGAUCAAGGUAUUGACUUUUUCUUUGGAAGUAGAAGUCAUGGCAAUAAAUUUGUUGAGUUUGUGGGUAAAGUUGCUCCUACCAAGUAUCGCACUGAUAAAAAGCUUGUAUCUCAUGAUAUUAAGAGCAACAACUAUAAUUACAAAUAUACGUUUUCUGUUGAAAUCCCCCCAAUUUGCCGUGAAGAUUUAAUCUGUCUGCCUCCAAAAGCUGCAAAUAGUUUGGGGAAUCUUGGUCCUCUUGUGAUCUGCACAAAAGUGACAAACAAUAUAGCUUUAUUGGAUCCCUUAACUCUUAGAUACUGCUACUUGGAUGGAGAUCAGUACUGGAGGUCAUCCUUUAAGUCUCUACUUACUAGCAGGCAGCUUGUGGAAUAUAUUGUAUUAGAUAUUGAAAUUAUUGCUCCUGAAGUUACUAUUGGUGGUACAAGGUAUGCUUUGGCUGAUGCCCAAGUAGCUCGCAUAUCAGAUUUUGGUAAAAACGAUAUCAUUUUCUUUGUAAAAACGUAUCUUGGCCAUAUUCUGAAACCUGGCGAUCAAGCCCUUGGUUACGACCUGUAUGGUGCUAAUACUAAUGAUAUUGAGCUUGACAAAUACAAAGGUCUAGUCCUUCCAGAAGUGAUCUUGAUAAAGAAAAGCUACGAAGAGAAGCGCCUGAGAAAACGUGGGAAGCCUCGUGCCUGGAAGUUGAAGUCCCUCAACAUGGAAGUCGAUGACUCGAGAAGAAAUGACCAAGAAAAGCAAGACACAGAAUAUGAACAGUUCUUGAGGGAUCUGGAGGAGAACCCGGAAUUGAGGUUCAAUGUAUCGUUGUAUCGCAAUGAAGAAUAUCAGCCGUCAGAGAUGGCGUCUGUUACCGAUGGGGAAGAUGCACCGACUGUUCCGCUGGAAGAGUUGCUUGCUGAUCUUGAUCUAAGUGAUAUGGAAGAUGACGGCGAUAAUGAAGGUGACGAUGGCAUGAAGGAAUGAGUUUUAAGUUGAUGUUUUUAAGUUUAGCUUGAAAUGAUCAUUUGAUCAGAGUGGCUAUGUAUUUUUGAUUGCUUUUAAGUGGAAUUUGGUUUUCUAGUUAUUUCUAGAAGCUUGAAGUUUGAUA